This is a messenger RNA of Diospyros lotus (date-plum), 2923 nucleotides long. Its product is annotated as pentatricopeptide repeat-containing protein At1g80150, mitochondrial. Gene Ontology annotation, molecular function: protein binding. Lineage: Eukaryota; Viridiplantae; Streptophyta; Magnoliopsida; Ericales; Ebenaceae. The transcript has 4 exons. The record is from RefSeq and is a predicted model, not a curated record. Gene Ontology annotation, cellular component: chloroplast. Bases 683 to 1909 code for a protein of 408 amino acids.
UCUCUCCCUCCUCUCUCGCUCUGGCUGUAGGGUUUUAGUCAUUUCUCUGCGUAUACAUACAAACAUAUAUACAUAUAUGCAUCGCUCUCGCUUGAACUCUCUGCUUCGAGGGUUCUUCACUCUUCGGUUGUGGAGAGAAGAUAUAUACGUAUACAUAUCUGCAAGGCCUGAACUGGCAGCGAUUGGGGAUCAUUUGAAGCUCUCCAUUUCGUUAGAUUCCGCGUUCCUCACUCUCUCCGUGCAAUCGCAACACGAACCAAUCGAUCCGAACCCUAAGCUUUAUCGGAUAAGCGGCCGCCGCCUCUGCAGCUGGUGGUCGCCGGGCAAUCACUUCUCGUCGACUGUACGAGGAAUCAAGUUCUUUUCUUCCUGCACCCUCUUAAUUGUCGUAAAUUGGUUUUUGCUUACUUUUCAUUCAUUUGCUCGCUUUUUCUUUUGAUUCUGAAACUGUCCCAUUCAAUCUCACUAUCCUCCUAUUGAGUUGCUACUGCUGCUUGUCUGUCUUUACUAGCCUGUUCUGUAUUGUUAUUAGUACUAUUCUUAUAUACAUUGCCCUGGUGUACCGAAGAACACUAAUUGCUGUGUAAUUACUUAAAAAAGUAAUGGCGAUGAUUAUGAAUUCAAUUGCGAAGUGGUGCACAAUGCGGUAGUUAAAUCUUCUGAGAGAUAAGUGCCACGGAACAUGUUCAGUCUGCGAUUAAUUCGCAGAUUUGGUACUGCCGCUACUAACACUGCAACUGCUACCACAACCACCUUUGCUGCUUGUGUAAACAAAAAUCCCCUCCCAAAACGACCUACUGGUUUGGAGAAGGCUGAGGAGGAGCCUGUGCUUCUCAAGCUGAAGGGUGAGAGAGACCCCGAUAAGCUAUUCCUUUUAUUCAAGGCCAACGUGCACAAUAGGCUCCUUAUUGAAAACCGGUUUGCCUUCGAGGAUACUGUUUCUCGGUUAGCUGGCGCGGGCAGGUUUGAUUACAUAGAGAAUCUACUUGAGCACCACAAGGUGCUACCACAAGGCCGGCGGGAGGGUUUUAUUGUGCGGAUUAUAAUGUUGUAUGGGAGAGCUGGAAUGAUUAACCACGCUGUUGACACUUUCUACAAUAUGCACUUGUUUGGUUGUCGUAGGACUGUUAAGUCAUUUAAUGCUACUCUUCGAGUUUUGACUCAAACCCAUGAUUUAGCAGCUAUUGAAUCCUUUCUGGCAGAGGUUCGACAGAAGUUUGAUAUAAAAUUUGAUGUACUCUCUGUUAACAUAGUUAUCAAGGCUAUCUGCAGAAUGGGUGAACUGGACAAGGCUUACCUGAUUAUGUCACAAAUGGAAACGUUGGGAAUAGUACCCGAUGUAUAUACUUAUACAACACUUAUAUCGGCAUUCUACAAGAAUAAUCAACCUGAGAUUGGUAAUGGUUUGUGGAAUCAUAUGGUGCUUAAGCGUUGUUUACCAAACCUUGCAACCUUCAAUGUGAGGAUUCAAUUCUUGGUGAGCAGGGGAAGAGCGUGGCAAGCUAACAGUUUGAUGGGUAUGAUGCGGUUUCUUAAGAUUUCUCCUGAUCUGGUUACAUAUAAUUUGGUGAUCAAAGGUUUCUGCCGUGCUGGUUCUCUUGAUAUGGCCAAAAGGGUGUACUCUGCUUUACAUAAUGAGGGUUUCAAGCCUAACAUGAAAAUUUAUCAGACCAUGGUUCAUUAUCUUUGUAAAGGAGGGGAAUUUGGAGUGGCAUAUACAAUGUGUAAAGACAGUAUGACUAAGAAUUGGUUCCCAAAUGUGGAGACCAUCUAUAUGCUACUUGAAGGCCUGCAGAAGAAUGGGGAACUUGGAAAGGCUAGAUAUAUCUUGUCGUUGACUAGGAAAGGAGUGCCUCGGUUGACUGCAAAGCAGUUGGAUGCCUUGCAAUCUUUAAUCUCAAGGAGUUGAACUAUAAUGAUAUACUGAAAAAUAAGGAUUUCAUCGAUCUAUGUAUGGGGCUGCUGAACAGGAGCUGGUAUUUAACUUGCCCAACCCAUUUAUAAAUCCGAGAAACUAACUGUACAUGCAACUUUUGAUGGAGAACCACCCAACGAUAUGCACAAAAUUAUUUGAGAGCAUGGAAAAUGCAAGACAUUUGUGGGGCUGCUGAUUUUACUUAUUGUGCAGAAGAUGUAUCAAUUGCCUGACUCUAGGAAAUUGUAUGACAACUUGUCAAAAUUCGUGCUCCAUGAACCAUGAGUGUUCUAAAGAUGCCUAAUCAGGAAGCUAAAAUCAAAAGAAGCAGCUACAUGGGGAAAUCAAUUUGAUUGAAGGCAUUGGGACUGCCCUUUCAUCAUAAAAACAGUAUUGAAAGAGCAUUCUUGUCGCAAUUUAGGGUUACUUGGUACAGGUUCGAGUCUUGUUGAUCGCAUAUGAAAAGUAUUUUCUAGUUAAAUUUUGAGGGGGAUCGCGCUCACCACGAUACAUGCUGAGGUUUGUGUGGCCUUAGGCUAUCUCCUACGAUGGCCAAUUUCCCUCACCAAGCUAAAAAUUGAGGGAGCCAAAUCAAAGAUUUUGAGCUCCAACGUAACUUGCCAAAGCCAAUAUUCCUCACCAAAAAUUUGAGGAGUCUAGCCACUAGUGGCGAUUGAAAUCUCCUCGCCAUUUCUCCCCCACUCCUCAACGGCCAUCAACGAUGUAUGUGAUUUUAGGGUUUUCUUCUUCAUCGAGUAGAUCAACAGUUGUAGACACCACAUUUGAUGAUGGCAGCAGCAUCUUCUUCGGUGAGGGGGCGACAACGAUGAGCAAAACGGUGGCGUCUUCUUCAACAAAAAAUGGGUUUGUGAGAUUUUAGGAAAUUUUUUUAUUUAUUUUUUAUUGGAUGAUUAAUAUUGUGUAUUUAGUUAUUAAUUUUGUGUAUGUGUAUUUGAUUAUUGAUUAUGUGUAUGUGUGUAUUUGAUUAUUGAUUUUGUAUAUGUGUGA